Messenger RNA from Neocloeon triangulifer, 1257 nucleotides. RefSeq names its product superoxide dismutase [Cu-Zn]-like. Lineage: Eukaryota; Metazoa; Arthropoda; Insecta; Ephemeroptera; Baetidae. Gene Ontology annotation, molecular function: copper ion binding; superoxide dismutase activity. Gene Ontology annotation, biological process: removal of superoxide radicals. The coding region runs from base 165 to 809 and encodes 214 amino acids. The transcript has 5 exons. The record is from RefSeq and is a predicted model, not a curated record.
GGGGCGCUCUGAGCGCAGGUGCAGCCGCUGCCCCUCCAACUGACGAGAGACUCCUCGUCGGCUUUGGUGCUCCUUUCAGUGUGCACCAAACGACCUUCUUAGCAAGCCGCGUCACAAGCGGAGAAGCAUCUUUCUACAAGCGUCGGCGUGCAUUGAAGCUCAAGAUGAUUGGAAUUUCGACACUUGCCACCUUCGCGAUGCUGUUGGCUACCGCUUUUGCACAGGAGCGGCGUGCCAUUGCCUUGGUGGUGAAUCCGCCGACGGCGCAGGGCUAUGCUGUGAAUGGUAGCGUGUCCUUCUCACAGUCCAAACCUGGCGAGCCUGUGUUGGUCGAGGGAGUCAUCACUGGCCUGAAGGUGAACGCCUUGCACGGCUUCCAUAUUCACGAAAAAGGCGACAUCAGCACCAAGGGCUGCUUGAGUACUGGUGGACACUUCAACCCUCAGAGGAAGGUGCAUGGCGGCCCCAACGACAGGGAGCGUCAUAUUGGAGACUUGGGCAACAUCCGCUCCGAUGAAAAUGGAAUUGCGGUUAUCCGCAUCCUAGAUUCAAUGAUAUCGCUUGAGGGAGAAAACAACAUCUUGGGACGCGCCGUCGUUGUGCACGAAGGCGAAGACGACCUCGGCAAGGGCAUUGGUGAACUCGAAAAGGGCAGCAAAGCCACCGGCAACGCUGGAGGCAGACUUGCGUGCGGCGUCGUCGGACUCCAGCACCCAGUGGAACCGUGGAGCAGCUCGUCAGUGCCCGCAGCCACGCACGCAGUGCCCCUUGCCAUGCUGGUCGCUCUCUCAGCCGCACUGCUUCUCUAAGCCAAAUGAAUCUACCCAUAUGGCUGAGAUUUUUAGAUCUCUUUUGUCCACAGCCUAUUACUCCAGGGACUUAAAUAUAUAUGAAAUCAUUGCAGUAAUGAAUAAUGUACAAAGCAGUACAAAAUAUUUUUAAUUGAAUGCUAAAGUAUAACUUAUGGAGAUAACAAUUUAUAAUGAAUAUUUGUUAAAACUUGUAUUUUGUAACAGAAACUUUAUUUUGAUUUCUCUCGUUACAAAAGUAGUACAUAUAUGAUUUUUUUAAUCAUGUUUUUUGUAUCGUCUUUUUGAUUUCCAGUUUUAUUGCAAGAAAGGUGAAAGUGCCAUGAUAUUGUAUCUCCUUUUGUGGCUCUUUGUGUUAUGGUUUUUUUUUUUAAAACCAACACAUUGUAGUGUUCAAAUGUAGUUUGUACAUCAAAUAAACCAUUAUAUUUCUCUAACGAAACAGUCA